Stylonychia lemnae is the source of this 4050-nucleotide messenger RNA. NCBI's taxonomy places the organism in Eukaryota, Ciliophora, Spirotrichea, Sporadotrichida, Oxytrichidae. The record is from the annotation of a GenBank genome assembly.
AUGUCAUAGGCCUCGGAUAAUGAACAAGACAAAAACGAAUUCAAUGAAUCUGACUUAGAAUUAGAUAUCGGUUCUAAAAACUAAGACAAAUCUGCUGAAGACCUUUGGAAUAAGUCCUUGCUCGGAUUUUUUUUGGCAAUACAAAAUUCUCAAAUAAAAACAGCAAACACAUUUUAUAAGAAAUACAAACUUCUAAGAAUAAUAGUUUGGAAAUUGAUCUGUGUCUACGAUUAAAGUGUUAGUCCAAAGAAAUAGAAUAAUCAGAGUCAGUAUUCUUAUAAAUCUAAAAGAAAAGAAGACCUUGAUAUGGAAUAAUCUUCUUCUUCAAUAGAUAAUUUCUCAACUAAAAAGAAGGCUUCAUCUUCAGAUGGAUAAAGGUCGGAAAGCAAAAAUAAUAAACAACCUUCUUUUAAUUUAAAUCCUGUGAUCGACUUUGAAUCUGAUAACUUGAAAAGUGAUAACAGUGAUUACAAAAGGAAACAGUAAAAAAGUUACAUCUCUAGAAAUAAACCUAAAUAGAAUGAAGAAAAUUCCGGAAAUGGUGAUAAAAGAUCAAGAAAAAGUGAGUAACCAAAGCCAAAGAAAAAAAAGGAUCCUGCGCCAAAAACUUAUUUCAAGACAAUUAAUGAAGUCAAUAAGAUGAAAGCCAUUUUAAGAUCUGAUUUUUCAAUUAGUUUCAAUACUAACCUGUUAAAAAUUUCACUAAACUUUGGAGAAGAUAGAAUUGCUGCCCUUAUAGUUGCAAGAUUCCCAGUUUAGCUAGAAGAGUCUAUUUUAAAAUUUGCUGUUUCUCAAAAAAGCAUGAUAUUUGUACAAGAAGUAGGACUAAAGUAGUAGUACAAUAAGCUAAGAGACAUGAAAGAGUAGCUGCAAGGUUUAAAAGUCAUCAUUACUAAUUUUCAGAUUGGAACUUCUUCUUUGAAUGUGUGGCUACUGAAAAACAAUACUUUCUUAAGCAUGCAUUAACAGAUCAAUAUUUUGACAAUGAUUAUAUGCACAAUGAGAUUCUCACUAACUGGCUUAUGGACAGGCUUAAAUCAGGGAAAAAUCUUCUAUAUCCACUAAAUCUACUACUUUUUACUGAUUUCCGAAAAUGGAGUCUUUAAUAGCUAAGAUUUUAACAAAUUCGAUACUGAAUGCACAACAAUCAUUAGAAGACUUGAAAUUUUAGGUAAAAUUAUCCUAGAAUAUAUGCAGUUUGAUCAUGUUGAAUAAAUCUUUAUGGAAAAAGACUUUACUGAUAGAACUGUUUUGAAUAUUAUCACUGACAAUAAAAUUAUGACUUAUAUUGUGAUAAACAAGCUCAAAUUUUUGCUAGAUAAAAUAUGGGAGGGUAGAGAUUCCUAACUUAUUGAUGGAAAAAUAUCCCAUUUUUCAAGGACUAAAUUUUUACUUAAUCAUGAAAUCAAACAAUUAAAGGGAGUGAAAAUAACAAUUAACGAUAUCAUCGGAGAUUCUUUUAAGCCUAAUAUAGAAGAUUACAAUUUCAUUUUUCAAAAAAAAUUUCUACAAGAAUCGAUUUAAAUCAUCUUCAUGCUUGAUUUUAUAAGUGCCUCUCUUAUUGCUUGUGCAUUCCAAUAUGUUAAUUACUAUUACUUGAUUUUAUUCACAGAAAGAAGAUAUAAAGAUGCUCCAACUUACUAAGAGAAAUAUAAAAUUAUUGAAGGCAAUCUUUAAACCUACAGAUAAAUUAGUUUCUUGGGAACCUUACUUUCCAUAUCAUUUUUUGUGAGUUUUUUUGGAAGACUCGUAUAUAACGCUUUUUCAAGAAGAAAGAUAUAAUCAGACAUUUGGAUGCUUUUUGAUAUUGCAGCUGGUUGCAUUAAUAUUUUAGCAUUUAAUGUUAUCAGCAAUGCAACUACAGAGUAAAUGCUUGAUCCUGAUUCUAAGAGAUUCUUUGACUAUUAUAUGAUAGUGCUAUUAAUUAUUUCUUGGCUUAGAUUUUUCAGUUAUUUCUUGGUGGUCUCUAUGAUAUCUAAAGUAACUAUAACUAUGUUUCAUAUGAUAAAAGAAACUGUAUCCUUCUUGAUUAUUCUAAUAUGCUAUCUUGUUCUGAUGACAACAAUUUUCGCAACAUUGUUUAGAGAUGUUAAGUCAGUAGAUGCUGAGCCUUAUAAAGAACUAACAACCACAUUUAGAGAAAUGAUAGAUUAUUUUCUAGCAAACUACUAAUUUAAAGACAUGAAAAACUACAAUACCUCUCACUCUGUUUUAUAUAUGAUACACGUUACUAUUUCAAAUGUUUUUUUAAUGAACUACCUGAUUGCUAUUCUAACUACCGUCUAUGAAAUCAUGAUAAAAAAUGGAGACUUCUAUGCAAUCGAAUAUCAAUAUAGAUUUAUAACAAAAUAUCUCAAAGCGUUGGACGAGAAUAAUGGCUAUGACAUAUUUAUUUUGAAUCCACCUCCCUUGAAUUUUUUCUCAGCAAUAUUCGUAAUCUUUGCUCCAAGCAAGGAAUAAAUGAAAAAGUUUUCUCUUAAAACUUCGUAUUAAAUUACUAAAAUUGAUGGCAAAUGGAAUAAAUUAGGUUACCUUAUAUCAUGGAUAUUUUUCGGAUUCUUUUUCUUAUUAUAUGUAAACAUAGUGGACACUUGCAUGCUAAUGAAUAUUUUAUGCUUAGACAAUAGCGUUCUUUUCGAUUAAGGAGAAGAGGAGAAGGUGAAACUAGAGAGACAUAAGUACUAUAUUUACAAAGAAACAUCCUCAAAUCUAUACAAUCAAAGAUAGAAUAUGAGAAGACUUUUCACAUCGAAACUCUCAAUUACAAAUAAAUUAAAACUUAAUAAAGACGAAAAUGAAUUGAAAUUGGACGACAUCUAUGUUAUUAGAAAGGAGAUGGUAAUAGCAGCUUAUAUGCAAAUAUCUCAUGGUAACCCUUAUACAAAAGCGUACAGACAGCAGCAUGCUCUAUUCUCUAAAAGGAAGACCACCAAUCAACUGUACAGCUCUAUUGAUUUUUCUGUGCACUCAGCAAGAGAGUAGAUUUAAUAGACAGAGCCUGAGCUUUCUGACUAAUUCAAAAUGCUAAUAGCUAAAUUAAUGAUUUCUAACAACAAAGAUGAUAUCAAUGAUUUGAUAGAUUUCAUGAAUAAAGAUAAACAGUAAAAUAGUUAUCUAAACAUAACUGAAGAUGAAGGCAAAAUACUGAACAGUUUCAUUGGCAGAUAUACUAUAGCCUAAAAGAAUCAAGAGGAAAGUACAGUUAAUCUAGAUUUAGUGAUAAAAACUUUCCCAAGUACAUUCACUCCAUAGCAUAUUUAUAAGCUCGAUUUGUUGCACUUCUAAAGAAUGUAGAAAAGUUUAAUUACGUUUUUCAAUGAUGACUAGGAUGAGAUGUUCAAUUACUAUGAUAACAGAAUGAAAAGAAGACUCAACUCAUUAAAGAGACAUGGUUCUAAAAAUAGCUAUACCAUAAGUAGAAUUCUAGAUCUAACUAAGUAUGUAUUGGAUUACAUUUAGUGGGAUGAAGCAGUUAUCAAAAUAAGAAAUGAAGCUAUCAAAAAGCUUAGCUCUCACUAAGGCAAUGAUACUCUUCGAACUAUAAAAACUGGAGUAAGACCAUCUGCUGUCACUCUCCUUUCUAAUCCUUUGCAAAUAUCAGAUUUCGAAGAGAAUGAACAAGAACUAGAGGGAAUGGAGAUUCUUCAGAGAGAGUAGUAAAAGAAUUUCAUGAGAAUGCUUUCUUUCAAGAACAAAAGCAUGAAAAAUAGCUCACAAGCUAAAGUUGACAAAUAAAUCACCAAGUAGCUUUCAAAUGUUUAAGCUCUCAAAUACAUCAGUGUACCAAACAUCGACAAUCUUAAACUUCCCUCAGCUGACCAAAUUUUAAAGUAAAUUAGAUAAAAGAGAGAGGAGAAAAAUAUGAAUCGUAUUGCUGAUAAUUCUUUUGAAGAUAAAUCAUUCUCUGACAACGAAAUUUCUUACAGAAAGAAUGACAAGGGAUUACCUUUGAAAGAGGAAUAAAAAAGGAAAAUUAUGAGGCAGAGAACAAAGAGCAAUAACAUAGCUGAAGAGAUUGAUGAUUCCUUCGGAUCAGAUAAAACUGAAUGA